GCGGAUAUCCGGCAUCGCCGCGUCUCUCACAUAAACGCACGCUUCCAUCGGGACAAGACAGCGGCGCGUAGCAAAGGGAACACGGCGAGGCCGGCGAUGGAUGUCAAGUGCCGGCGUCUGGAGGGGAAGGUGGCCGUCGUGACGGCUUCCACGCAGGGCAUCGGCCUCGCCAUCGCCGAGCGCCUCGGCCGGGAGGGCGCCGCGGUCGUCAUCUCCUCCCGCAAGCAGAAAAACGUGGACGAUGCGGUGGAGGGCCUCAGGGCAAAGGGGAUCACCGUGGUCGGGGCCGUCUGCCACGUCUCCAACGCCGAGCAGCGCAAGCACCUUGUUGACACGGCCGUCAAGAAUUUCGGACAUAUUGAUAUUGUUGUCUCCAAUGCCGCUGCAAAUCCUUCUGUGGAUAGCAUACUAGAGAUGAAAGAGUCAGUUCUUGACAAGCUAUGGGACAUUAAUGUCAAAGCUUCUAUUCUUCUACUUCAGGACGCCGCACCACAUUUGAGGAAGGGAUCAUCUGUGAUACUAAUUUCUUCAAUUGCUGGCUAUAAUCCUGAUGCAGCUUUAACGAUGUAUGGUGUUACAAAGACUGCCCUUUUUGGUCUCACGAAGGCUCUUGCUACUGAGAUGGGCCCAAAUACCCGUGUUAACUGUAUAGCUCCUGGGUUUGUUCCUACACGUUUUGCUGGUUUCCUCACAACUAAUGAGACCAUUAGAAAUGAACUUAUCGAGAGGAGCAUAAUUAAGAGAUUGGGUAGCGUGGAAGACAUGGCUUCAGCCGCCGCUUUCCUGGCAUCCGACGAUGCAUCCUUCAUUACAGCUGAAACAAUUGUUGUUGCUGGAGGAACACAAUCAAGACUAUAGAGAAGUUUUGAGGGUCAAUCAGCCACAGUGUCCUGAUCAAUAAAUAUAGUGAUACUAGUAGGUCUAGUAUACAACAUUUCAAGUGCGCUUAGAUAUAAACAAGAUGCAGUGUAAUAAAUUUGAUGUUGGGGUGCCAUACAAUCUUGCAAGGACGAAUGAUAGUCUAUCGGCAUUGUGGUCCGAACAUGUAUUGUUGUAUAACCUGUGUUCAUGUAUAGGAAUUGCGAUGAAGUGACAGAGUAUGCCGCAGCAUUUUAUUUGGGGUUUCAGUUUUUCAGCGGUUUAGUGAUUAUUUGAGCCAAUGAAACAUUGCAGGUUGAAUUGA
Messenger RNA from Triticum dicoccoides, 1183 nucleotides. Its product is annotated as tropinone reductase-like 3. The transcript is spliced from 6 exons. NCBI's taxonomy places the organism in Eukaryota, Viridiplantae, Streptophyta, Magnoliopsida, Poales, Poaceae. The coding region runs from base 97 to 858 and encodes 253 amino acids. The record is from RefSeq and is a predicted model, not a curated record. Gene Ontology annotation, molecular function: oxidoreductase activity.